This is a messenger RNA of Miscanthus lutarioriparius, 906 nucleotides long. The record is from the annotation of a GenBank genome assembly. NCBI's taxonomy places the organism in Eukaryota, Viridiplantae, Streptophyta, Magnoliopsida, Poales, Poaceae.
AUGAGGGCCGCGCAGAUCGAUCCGUCCCCCGCGGCGCCGCCCAAGUCGCGGCUCAAGCGCAUCUUCGAGCGCCAGGUGCUGCGCGUCUCGCCGGCUGAGCGCCUCCCGUCGGUGCCUCCCGGUGGCGGGGAGAAGGACGAGCUGUCGGAGCCCAGCUCGCUGUGCCUGGACGGCAUGGUGCGGAGCUUCCUGGAGGACGGCGGCGGCGCCGCCGAGCGGGGAGCGGCCGCGCGGUGCUGCAACUGCUUCCACGCCGGCGACACCUCCGACGACGAGGAUAGCCCCGCUGCGGCCGACGCCGCUGCCGCUGACAUCGCGGAGACCAUCAAGGGGCUCGUCCACUGCGCCAGCCUCCGGGAGCGGAACCUCCUGGCCGACGUCUCCACCCUGGUGGAGCACCACCGCGCGUCGGGCGCGCGCAAGCGUGACCUCCUCCGCCUGCUUGCCGAGUCCCUCCGCGCGGAGGGCCACGACGCGGCGGUCUGCCUCUCCCGCUGGGACAAGUCGGCGUCCCACCCCGCCGGGGAGCACGCAUACCUGGACGUCCUCCUCCCAGCCGCGUCGGAGCGCGGCGAACGCGAGCGCGUGCUGGUGGACGUGGACUUCCGGUCCGCGUUCGAGGUGGCGCGGCCCACCAAGGCGUACCGCGCCGUGCUGCAGCGCCUGCCGUCGGUGUUCGUCGGGCGGGACGACCGCCUGCGCCUCCUCGUGGCGGCCGCCGCCGACGCGGCGCGCGCCAGCCUAAAGAAGCGCGGCCUCCACCUGCCGCCGUGGCGCAAGCUCGAGUACAUGCGCGCCAAGUGGCUGUCCCCCUACGAUCGCGAGGCUCCCGCUCCGCCUCCGCAGCCUGAGGCCGCCACCGGUGAGCUCGCCGGCGACGGCGAGGGAGGUGGGCCCAGUGCUUAA